Messenger RNA from Camellia sinensis, 423 nucleotides. NCBI's taxonomy places the organism in Eukaryota, Viridiplantae, Streptophyta, Magnoliopsida, Ericales, Theaceae. The record is from RefSeq and is a predicted model, not a curated record.
AUGGUAAGGCUUUUUGGGGCAAUUUCAAGGCUUAAGGUUAACUUAGAAAAGAGUAGGGUAGCGGGUAUUAAUGUUGAUUCAAGACUGAUUCAAAAUGUUGCUGAUUUACUUGGAUGUGGGAUUGACACAUUUCUUAUGAAGUAUUUAGGCCUCCCACUGGGAGGUAACCCAAGAGGUGAAAUGUUUUGGAAUCCAGUGAUGGAAAGGAUAGGUAAGAGGUUAGAAGGGUGGAAUAGGGCCUUAUUGUCCCAUGGGGGUGGGUAUACUUUGGUUAAGACAGUGCUAAGUGGGAUUCCAAUUUAUUUCAUGUCUUUGUUCGAGAUUUCAGUCAAGGUAGCAAAAUCCAUAGAAAAGUUAAUGAGGGAUUUUCUGUGGGAAGGGAAGGAUGAGGGAAGGAUGAAGAAAAGAAGGAUCAUUUGGUGA